AUGUCUUCCUCGGCUGUAGACCAGACGGCCUUGAUGAAGGAGGUACUUGGAGCCUUGAAGACCUUACAGACCAAUCAGAUUCAACUUGCCGCCAACGUUGAUGCUAUCUCAGGUCGUGUCAAUGUCCUGGCGGGCAUGAAGGAGGUUCGCGAUGUAGCAAAUGACUCCUCAAGCAAAUCGUCCACUGUCUCCAAGAGCAUUGAUACAAGUGCCCCUGACCACGAUCCUUCUGAUGACCAUGUACCAAGCUCGCCAUCCCUUCCAGCUUCGGAGUUGGAAGGGGUUAAAGAAUCCACCCAGAUUGCCCUUGCUCCCAAGUCUAGUUCCACUUCAAGAAUCAUCCUCACAACGUAUCCCAGCCAAUCCGGCAUUAACCCACUCCCAAUGGAUUGGGGCAACAAAGAUUUCCAGCUGCGAGGUCCUGUUGUUGUGUCCAGAACCCAGUCAACGAUUCGUAGAAGAAAUGCUAUUGGAGCGCAUGGUGGUUCUUAUUCCAUAUACUACGCGCUCGCCGUGGCUAGUAAGGAAAUCAAGGUAGACCAUAGACCCGACUUUACCAACACUGAGCCGGCCGCCAAUAUUGGUCCCUUCCCGCAAUGGGCCGACAAGAAGAAAAUCGUUUCCAUGGAUCCGCUUGGUCACUUGUCCCCGUGGCUUUUCUCCGAGACUAUUGAGAAGGAAAAUGUUGAUAUUCGUCCAACGAUUGCGAUCACCCGAGCACACAUGAAGCUCCCAGAAUUAGAGCAGAGUGUUCGUGAGGGUCGCCUUAUUCCCGACGGGAAGGUUUGCCUGAAUGAGAGUGGUGAGCUGGCAGUGACUAAAUUCGCUGUCGAACCAGUUUGGUAUCUCCCGGGUGUUGCAGAGAGAUUUGGAAUUGGUACGUUUCUCGUCUCACCAACUGUUACACCAGCUUACCUUUCAUCAGAUGAAGGGACUCUUCGAAGAUCACUAUUUGAGCAUACAGGAGGAUCUUAUCCCGAGCUAAUCACCAGAGGUGAUAUCAAACUCUUCUUACCGCCAAUAGGUGGGCUUACGGUAUAUUGUUUUGGGGAUCCCGCCAAGAUGUCAGACGAGAAAGUGAAGCUAGCCCUGAGAGUUCAUGAUGAGUGUAAUGGGAGUGACGUGUUCGGAUCUGACAUCUGCACGUGUCGUCCUUACCUUAUCUACGGUAUUGAGGAGGCUGUCAAGGAGGCACAAAAGGGCGGAAGUGGUGUUGUAAUCUAUUUCCGCAAGGAAGGCCGCGCCCUUGGCGAAGUUACAAAGUACUUGGUCUACAAUGCAAGGAAGCGCGGAUCGGACCGUGCCUCAGAGUAUUUCAAACGGACUGAGAACAUCGCGGGUGUAAAGGACAUGAGAUUCCAAGCCUUGAUGCCCGACAUUCUUCAUUGGCUGGGAAUUAAGAAAAUUGACAGAAUGUUGAGUAUGAGCAACAUGAAGCACGACGCUAUCGUAGGCCAGGGGAUCCCCAUUCAUGAACGAGUUGAGCUUCCCGAGUCCUGGAUUCCUGCAGACUCUCGAGUCGAAAUAGAUGCCAAAAUCAACGCAGGUUAGAUAUUUCACUACUGGCUACCGAAUGACCGAAGAAGAACUUGCCGCUGUGAAGGGAAGGACUUGGGAAGAGUAAGCAUCUCAUUCGAGCGAUUCCAGGACCGAAACUGA
Molecule: messenger RNA, 1659 nt
Organism: Lachnellula hyalina
Lineage: Eukaryota; Fungi; Ascomycota; Leotiomycetes; Helotiales; Lachnaceae
Gene: urg1
Product: Uracil-regulated protein
Exons: 17
Coding region: 1-1551 (516 amino acids)
Biological process (GO): riboflavin biosynthetic process
Molecular function (GO): GTP cyclohydrolase II activity
Source: RefSeq, a predicted model, not a curated record